This is a messenger RNA of Rasamsonia emersonii CBS 393.64, 1581 nucleotides long. RefSeq lists its product as uncharacterized. The coding region runs from base 1 to 1581 and encodes 526 amino acids. The record is from RefSeq and is a predicted model, not a curated record. NCBI's taxonomy places the organism in Eukaryota, Fungi, Ascomycota, Eurotiomycetes, Eurotiales, Trichocomaceae. The transcript has 6 exons.
AUGUUCCCAGUCACUACAUCUCCGCAUCUAGUCUUGCAUCAACAAACAAUGGCUACUGCCAAAACUGUGGUGGAGAUCAUCUCCUCUGUCAAUCUGUCGCCGACUGAACACUUGAUUUUGAAGCAUUUCGUCGAAAGCGCCGUCGACUCGGAGCUCGCUGCGCGGUAUCUGCUGUCACGAAUCGACCAGAGCAUCUCCCCACGUGAUGUGGAAAGCUGUCUGCGCGAGGCCAAGCAGGACUGGAGGAGGCUAACGGCGAGGUGUAAGCAGGCACUCAGAAACAUCAGCGCGGUCUGUGUUUCCCUCAAGCUGAUUCCGAUAGUGACGACCUUGGACUCGAUCCCAAAGCAUCUCGACGCUUCGGUUCGCCGUCGGGAUGGCCCCUGUUGCUCUCUGACUGAGGAUGAACAGUGUGGUUCGCGGUCAGCCGUGGAGUCAGCAUACGUGAUACCCCCUUCCAUGCUUCGGAGCCUCGAAUCUGCUGAAGAGUUAUUAAUUCUUUUUUUUUUUAGGGUACGCCUGUUUGAAAUGCUGGAAGCAUUUCUCUCUCCCCCGUACGUCGCCCGGCUGCAGAUUCUACUUGCUAGCUGUGACGGCAAUGAUGGAUCUUCUCUACUAAAUAUGUGGUUGCUAUCACCAACCAUUCACCGGGCCUUUCGUGAGGGCCAUGUCGAUGUGAGACCAAAGUCUCAGGUGCUUUCUCGAAUGCUUGGCCGCGCGAGCGCCGAGUCCAAUCCGGACGAAGCAAGCCAGAACGCCGAGUACAUGCUAAGAGAUUUCGCCUGCACCUUCCGAGUGGCUUUCUCUUUGAGAUCCAUUUUCGAUUCGCCAAUGCAUUGCAUCUCUUUUCUAUCGAGGAUAAAGUCGCUCGGGGCUGGCCACGCCCAGAGAGAGAGAUCUUCCAGGUCCACGCGUCAGACAAGCUUUCUGUUGCCUCUGGCGUUGGGUACCACUUUGGGCACGCCUGCGCUGCUAUCUCCUCCUUCACCCCGCGUAGUCGAUGUCGCCGAGUAUGGCGAUACGACGUAUCUCGUCAUGACCCGUCUCCAUAGGCAGACCUUUCCCAGCGUGUACCAUCUUAUGUCGUACGCUGAGCGCGAUCGCUUUACUGACGAGCUGGAGGCUUGUGUUGCGCAGCUACGAAAGAUCCCUAACCACACACCCUACCUAUUCGGCAACGCGCUGGGGGGUCCCAUAAUUGACCACCGGAUCCCAGACGGGACCGCAGGCCCGUUCAACGCCGAGUCGGACUUUAACGACCAUCUCACGAGCCAUCUCGGAUGUUCGCCUGCCGAUGUUCUGGACGGCCAGACCCCUCGCCAGGACCCUCGCUCCUAUUUCACGCACUCUGACUUCCACGCCGCGAACCUGCUCGUCGCUGAGGGUGGCCAUCUGAGCGGGAUCGUCGAUUGGGACUGCGCGGGGUACAAGCCCGAGUACUGGGAAUUCACCAAGGCGAUGUACACGACCCGCGGGGACGAGGUGCUGGAAGGCAUCUUUCGCCGCGCGUUUGGGCAUGCUUAUGAAGAGGAGCUCGAGAUGGAGCGGAAGCUGUGGAGUUGGACGCCGUUUGGCGUGUAG